AGCUUUUCAAGGACGUAGUUGUCCGGUGCACAUGUGAAUAUUUUCAAGCAUGGAUCCCAAGAAAUUGAAAGAUUUACUUGCCCAAGGUGGUAAAAAGGGUGGAAGGUUAGGUAUGGGGUUAGUGGCAUUAGCUGGAGCUGCAGUAGGAAUCCAACAGUCAUUUUAUACAGUUGAUGGUGGUCAUCGGUCUAUAAUUUUCAGUCGAAUUGGUGGUGUCCAAAAGCAGGUCCUAGCUGAAGGUCUUCAUUUCAGAGUGCCAUGGUUUCAGUACCCUAUAAUUUAUGACAUUAGGGCCAGACCAAGAAAGAUCACCUCACCAACUGGAAGCAAAGAUCUUCAAAUGGUGAAUAUAUCUUUACGAGUGUUGGCGCGUCCAGAUCAAACAUUUCUCCCCCAGAUUUAUCGACAAAUAGGUACAGACUAUGAUGAGAGAGUACUGCCCUCUAUCUGUAAUGAGGUUUUAAAGUCUGUUGUUGCCAAAUUCAAUGCCUCCCAACUAAUUACACAACGUCAGCAAGUGAGUAUGUUGAUCAGGAGGGAACUGACAGAGAGGGCCCAGGAUUUCCACAUCAUUCUGGACGAUGUGUCCAUUACAGAACUCAGCUUCGGAAAAGAGUAUACAGCUGCUGUUGAGGCCAAACAAGUUGCCCAACAAGAAGCACAGAGAGCCCAGUUCUAUGUGGAGAGAGCCAAACAGGAGAAACAACAGAAGAUAGUCCAAGCUGAUGGAGAGGCGCAGGCUGCUAAACUCAUUGGAGAGGCUAUUCAACAAAAUCCUGGAUUUUUGAAGUUGAGAAAAAUUCAAGCAGCCCAGAAGAUUGCUAAAACUUUGGCUACUUCUCAAAACCGUGUCUACUUGCAAUCUGGCAAUUUGAUGCUGAAUAUUACAGAUAAAGACUUUGAUUCAAACCUAGAGAAUCUGAAGAAGCGAUAAUCAGGAUCACAGGAACAAAAACUAAUAAUGUUGCAUACAUUAUGAAUAACAUUUUAUCGUGAUGAGUUGUGAAACAUAUGGUGAAUUAUGUUUGUAAUGACUAGAUCAUACAUUUUAUGUAUGUGGAUAGAGAGAUUGACUUUGUGUGAAAAAAGAAAAAACUUCAUAUAUCUUAAGUGAAAACUUGUAAUCACAUUAAAAACUUACACAAAAUUUUA
Messenger RNA from Magallana angulata, 1152 nucleotides. RefSeq names its product prohibitin-2-like. The record is from RefSeq and is a predicted model, not a curated record. Bases 50 to 934 code for a protein of 294 amino acids. NCBI's taxonomy places the organism in Eukaryota, Metazoa, Mollusca, Bivalvia, Ostreida, Ostreidae. The transcript is spliced from 8 exons. Gene Ontology annotation, biological process: mitochondrion organization. Gene Ontology annotation, cellular component: mitochondrion; membrane.